ACUAAUUUAUAUUUUUAUCAUAUUUUUUAAAUAUUGAUUUAUAAAUGGAUAUUAGGCCUAUUUUGUAUUAUGCUGCAGAGGGUUCAGUGACUGAACUCGAGAAAGAAGCCAGAAAGCUUGAAAAACAAGCAAUUAAAAAUGGUAGCACUGAUGUUGACCAUUUUUGGGAAAUUCUAGAUGACAAGGGAAGAAACGUUCUUUUUCACGCGGCGAUCACAGAUAACUUGAAGAAUUUCCAAUUUAUUAUGAAAACCCGACGUGUAAAAAAAGAAGCCCUCCUCCGACUUACCGAUUAUAAUAAAGCUACCGUACUCCACUGGGCUACCCAGUACAACUGCAAGCAGGUCGUGAAGGAAAUCGUGCAGACAUUUGACAAACUCAACCCUGAAGACCUAAAAAUUCUUCAUGGGCUCAUUCUUGCAAAGGAUUCGGAGUCGGUUACCCCAUUGCACAUUGCAGCUACUAAACAAGACACCAAAAUUCUUAAGAUUUUCGUUGAAAUUCUGAAAACUCCAAAAGUCAUGGAGCUUUUUUCCAUUGUGAAAGACAAACGGGAUCGGUCUCCAUUGCACUAUGCAGCUUGCAAAGUUAAUCUGGAAGCGUUAAGAAUACUUUUAUUUGUUGAUCCAAAUGGUGGUCCGGAUUUCGGAUUCACAGUAGAUCAACGUGACAAAUUCGGAAUAAUUCCGUUAAUGUGCGCAGUAGGUGUAAAUCUACCCCAGGCGAUUCCAGUCAUCCGAUUUCUCGAAAAAAAGAAGCCAGUCUCAAAAACUCGGCAGAAUCGAGAUGGAAUGACGGCUCUGCAUAUUGCAGUUGCUGCUCGAAACCUUGAAGCCGUCCAAUUAUUGAUUGAAUUAGGAAGUUCUGUUGAUUUAGUGGAUAAUGAGCAAAGGACUCCGUUGCACUAUGCCGCCGAGCAAGGCUACCCGGAAAUUGUGAAAUUUCUCUUGUGCAAUGGAGCCCGUAACUCUACCCGAGACCACAUCGGAGCCACUCCAGCUCACUACGCCGCGCAGUUCUCCGUGGAAUGUCUGAAAAUCCUAUUCGCAGAGUCAAAAAUCACUGAAGUCAAUGAUAAUGAGGGCAGAAGCUGUCUGAUGUGGGCAGUCUGUGCUGGAAAUAUUGAGGUCAUCAACUACCUAAUUCAACGGGAAGAUGCUCCAAAACGGGCGGCCUGUGACAAAAAUGGGUACACUGCUCUGCAUUUGGCGGCUAUGGUGGGCCAUGAGAAGGUUUGCAAGAUUUUGACUAAUCAGGGUUGGUCCUUAUCGGAACGUGACAAUCACAGUAACACAGCUCUCCACCUAGCCAGUGGUCGUGGCCACACAGAUGUGCUCCGCUGCCUGGUGGCCUCCGGAGCCAACAUGAAUGACGUAGACGAGGUGGGACGUACGGCGGUCUUCUGGGCCUGUAUGGGUGGACAGGCACAUACAUUGCAUUGUAUGAUUAAGGAAUUAGGAUUUGAAUGGAGAACAUCGGGAUCUGUCAAUACCCGUCCAAAAUGUGACAAAAACGGGAGGACUGCUCUUCAUGCGGCCGCCGUCGAGAGCUCCGCGUGUAUUAAUGUUUUGUUAAGUAUAGAAAAAGAAGACAAUUUCCUAUCCUCACCGCUAGUUGGCUGGCUGGACAAAAACGGCGAGACAGCACUGCACGAAGCUUGCCUUGCGAGCAGAAUUGAUUGUAUUUUGUCACUUUUAAAUGGUGGAAGUGCUGUGAAUGCAUUUGGCCGUCCCCAAAGGACCCCGCUAGAUUGUGCCAUGCAACCAACCGUCGGAGCACCGAAUUUGAGUGUUAUAGAGUACUUACGGUCUAAAAGUGCACUUACAUUUGCUGAAUUGAGGAACACGGCUACUUCAGUUCUUCAGAGACAUUUCAAAUUGUGCAAACGUUAUAAGGAAUUUAUUUUAAGAAAGAAAUAAAAACAGGAACUAUUAAAAAAAUUUUAAUUUUUUUUUUCUGAAAUAUUUUUUUGUAAUUUUUUCCCUAAUAAAAUUUUUUAUCGUCAGUU
This is a messenger RNA of Caenorhabditis elegans, 2008 nucleotides long. It is a transcript of the gene mlt-4, whose product is annotated as ANK_REP_REGION domain-containing protein. Lineage: Eukaryota; Metazoa; Nematoda; Chromadorea; Rhabditida; Rhabditidae. The record is from RefSeq and is marked reviewed. Bases 45 to 1919 code for a protein of 624 amino acids. The transcript has 9 exons.